Molecule: messenger RNA, 7022 nt
Organism: Pteronotus mesoamericanus
Lineage: Eukaryota; Metazoa; Chordata; Mammalia; Chiroptera; Mormoopidae
Gene: TSC1
Product: TSC complex subunit 1
Exons: 23
Coding region: 224-3727 (1167 amino acids)
Biological process (GO): regulation of cell cycle; negative regulation of cell population proliferation; negative regulation of TOR signaling
Cellular component (GO): TSC1-TSC2 complex
Source: RefSeq, a predicted model, not a curated record
GGUGCUGUACGUCCAAGAUGGCGGCGCCCUGUAGGCUGGAGGAACUGUGAGGUAAACAGCUGAGGGGGAGGAGACGGUGGUGACCAUGAAGGACACCAGGUUGACAGCACUGGAAACUGAAGUACUGACUGUUCUCAGAACAGUCUGGUAGUGGCACCAAUGAAGAGCCUUCAGAGUCUUUAACCAUUGUCCUGGGCCCGGCGCACCACGUCUGUGUGAGAAGAUGGCCCAGCCCACGAACAUCGGGGAGCUCCUCUCCAUGCUGGAGUCCCCCGUGCCGAGUGUGCGCGAGGGCGUCGCGGCCGUCUUUAAAAAGAACCUCGAUUCUGACCGCGGUCCAAUGCUUGUGAACACCUUGGUGGACUAUUACUUGGAGACCAGUUCUCAGCAAGUGUUGCACAUCCUGACGGCCUUGCAGGAGCCACACGAUAAGCACCUCUUGGACAAGAUGAACGAAUACGUGGGCAAAGCCACCUCUCGGUUACCCAUCCUCUCGUUGCUGGGGCACGUCAUUCGGCUGCAGCCGUCCUGGAAGCAUAAGCUCUCUCAGGCGCCUCUUUUACCUUCUUUACUGAAAUGCCUCAAGGUGGACACUGAUGUCAUCGUCCUCACAACCGGGGUCUUGGUGUUGAUAACCAUGCUGCCAAUGAUCCCUCAGUCAGGGAAACAGCACCUGCAUGACUUCUUUGACAUCUUUGGCCGUCUUUCAUCGUGGUGCCUAAAGAAACCAGGCCACGUGGCAGAGAUCUCCCUAGUCCACCUCCACACCAGUGUUUACGCGCUCUUCCACCGCCUCUACGGGAUGUACCCGUGCAACUUCGUUUCCUUCCUGCGCUCUCACUACAGCAUGAAGGAGAACUUAGAGACCUUUGAGGAAGUGGUCAAGCCAAUGAUGGAGCAUGUGCGGAUUCACCCAGAACUGGUGACCGGAUCCAAGGACCAUGAACUGGACCCUCGGAGGUGGAAGAAAUUAGAAACCCACGAUGUCGUAAUCGAGUGUGCCAAAAUCUCCUUGGACCCUACUGAAGCCUCGUACGAAGAUGGCUAUUCUGUGUCUCACCGCCACUCAGCCCGCUGUCCUCACCGCUCCGCCGAAGUCACCGCCAGCCCUUACGCCGACACGCAGAACAGCUACGGGAGUGUGACGUCCGCCCCUCGCUCCGCAGCCCGGCCAGUGCUGUCCAGCACCCCGGGGCGGCUGCCUCCACCUCUGAGCUUCCCUGCGGCGCGGCUGUCAGUGGAGCCGCCACAAGCCACGCUGUGGAGCCCGUCUGUGGUGUGCGGCAUGACCACCCCGCCGACUUCUCCCGGAACUGUCCCAUCUGACUUGUCACACCCUUGCAGUAAAGCCUUUGGUACAACUGCAGGUGGAAAAGGAACGCCCCUGGGAACCCCCGCGACCUCUCCUCCUCCGGCCCCACUCUGCCCUGCGGAUGAUUUUGUGCACGUGUCCCUCUCCCAGCCUGCGGCCAUGCCCCCCCGGAAGGAGGAGAGAGCAGACUCGGCAAGGCCCUGUCUACACAGACAGCACCACAUCCCAAACGAGCGAGGACUAGAAGAGUUCUCUGCCAGCAAAGGCUCUGUCCCUCUAAGCGAUCUUCCAAAGUUUCUGGGUGACCUGGCUUCUGAAGAAGACAGCCUUGAGAAAGACAAAGAGGAAGCGGCGAUAUCUAGAGAACUCUCCGAGAUCACCCCGGCUGACGCUGAGCCUCUGGUUCCUCGGGGAGGCUUCGACUCUCCCUUCUACCAGGACAGCCUCCCAGGCUGCCCGAGGAAGACUCCCUCCACCGCCUCCAGCGUCCCCGGUGCCGCCGUGCACCCCGAGCCUUUCACCCCCUCCCAGGACAAGCUGGGACCUGACAUGCCGAAGCAAGCCUUCAUGCCCAUAGAGCUGCCCAGCGCGGGCACCGACGAAGGCCCCGCUGGAAACAGGGGGCUCCAGACCCUUCUGGAGACAAGCAUCCUCACACCCAGCCCUUGUAAAGUUCCGCCUCAGAGGGGCCUGGGCUUUGGGAGUGGGCAGCCUCCCCCCUACGAUCAUCUUUUCGAGGUGGCAUUGCCAAGGACUGCCCAUCAUUUUAUCUGCAAGAAGACUGAGGAACUGUUAAUGAAAGCGAGAGGAAACGCAGAGGAAGACUACGCGCCGGCUGCCUCCCCGCUGGAGAUACUGGACCGGCUGAUCCAGCAGGGGGCCGACGCACACAGCAAGGAGCUGAGCAAGUUGUCUUUACCCAGCAAGUCUGUGGACUGGACCCACUUUGGAGGCUCUCCUCCCUCAGAUGAGAUCCGCACCCUCCGUAACCAGUUGCUUUUACUGCACAACCAGUUGCUCUAUGAGCGUUUUAAGAGGCAGCAGCACGCUGUCCGGAACAGGCGGCUCCUCCGCAAGGUGAUCAGAGCGGCGGCUCUGGAGGAGCACAACGCGGCGAUGAAAGACCAGUUGAAGUUACAAGAGAAAGACAUCCAGAUCUGGAAGGUUAGUCUGCAGAAAGAACAGGCCAGAUACAGCCAGCUCCAGGAGCAGCGGGACACAGUGGUCAGCCAGCUGCACAGCCAGAUCAGACAGCUGCAGCAUGACCGGGAAGAGUUCUACAACCAGAGCCAGGAACUGCAGACGAAGCUGGAGGACUGCAGGAACAUGGUUGCAGAGCUGCGGCUGGAGCUCAAGAAGGCCAACAACAAGGUGUGCCACACCGAGCUGCUGCUCAGCCAGGUGUCUCAGAAGCUCUCAAACAGUGAGUCGGUCCAGCAGCAGAUGGAGUUCCUGAACAGGCAGCUGCUGGUUCUCGGGGAGGUCAACGAGCUGUAUCUGGAACAACUGCAGAACAAGCAUUCGGACACCACAAAGGAAGUGGAAACGAUGAAAGCUGCGUAUCGGAAAGAACUGGAAAAGAACAGAAGCCAUGUGCUGCAGCAGAGUCAGAGGCUCGACACCUCCCAGAAACGGAUUUUGGAACUGGAAUCUCAGCUGGCCAGGAAGGACCACCUUCUUCUGGAGCAGAAGAAGUACUUGGAGGAUGUCAAGCUGCAGGCCAGGGGGCAGCUGCAGGCGGCAGAGAGCAGGUAUGAGGCGCAGAAGAGGGUCACGCAGGUGUUUGAACUGAAGAUCUUAGACUUAUAUGGCAGGCUGGAGAAAGACGGCCUCCUGAAGAAACUUGAAGAUGAAAAAACAGAAGCAGCGGAAGCAGCAGAAGAAAGGCUCGACUGUUGUAAUGACAGCUGCUCGGACUCUGUGACAGGGCACAGCGAUGAGACACCUGGCCGCAACGGUGAGACCAAGCCCCCCAGGCCUGGCGGCGCCCGGGGCGCUGGGGCAGGCAGAGGAGGCGGGGGCGGCGGCGGCAGCAGCAGCAGCAGCCAGCUGUCCACGCCGGAGAAACCGCCGAACCCGAGGGCCGGCCCGUUCAGCAGCCGGUGGGAAAGCGCCGUGGGCGAGCCCUCUGCCGGCCUCCCCACGACUGUUGGCUCGCUUCCGAGUUCAAAAAGCUUCCUGGGCAUGAAGGCUCGGGAGCUGUUUCGUAACAAGAGUGAGAGCCAGUGCGACGAGGACGGCAUGGCCGUCGGCAGCCUCUCCGAGACCCUAAAGACAGAGCCGGGCAAAGACUUGGGCGUGGAAGCCAAGACCCCCCUGCACCCCGACAGCCCGCACCCGUGUCCCCCGAACCCAGACAGUGUUGGACAGCUUCGCAUCAUGGACUACAACGAGGCCCAUCCUGAACACAGCUAAGGGUGGGCGGGCAGCGUCAGCCUGUGCGCGGGUACAGGCCGGGGCGGGCGCCGUCCCCGUGCUCCUGCUCGCGGGGCUUGUGCGGCGGCUCACGUGGCGGGAGAGGGACGCAGGGCCUUUUGACAGCUCACCCAAUGCGGAACGGUUUCUGGGUCUGGCAUUGAAAUGCCUCCCCCCCCCCCCCCAUUUACCUAGCAGCGUGUACUAACCCGAGGGCCAGUUUGCAUUCCUCAGUAGCUUUAUUUUCCUCCUUGCCCCCAGUGGUCGAGUCCUUUGAACCAGUGCAAUAUGAGGCCAAAUGUCGAGUCCGACACCCCACUCUGUCCUCCCUGAAGCUCAGACAACCGGGCGGGCUCCCCGUUAGCCGGUGGCAGGUUGCACCGCAGGGGACAUGCUGUCUGCCCUUCCUGGAGGAGGUGGUGUGCAGAGCUGACACCUUUACGUGAACACUUUUACAGGAUACUCUUAUGCUGCUUUUGGUUCUGAAGUUCAGCAUCUAAAGCAGCAGGUUAGAAAAGCAAUGGUUCAGUCACCCAUAUGUUCUUUUGGCGGUUAAGCUUCCUAGAAAGUUCUGUAUGAACAGGCCUGGAGCUGGCACGGUGGAGACGACAGUCCGUUUGGGGAACAGCCUGUCCGCCUCCCCACUACCUCUUAUUUAUUCGGUGUUUGCUCGAAAACUGGUACUGUUCUGACCACAGACUGCGUGUGGGUGAGCCUGCUGUGUGCAGGACGGAAGGGCCGGGGCGCAAGCAGGCACCUGAGGGACGGUGGACGAGGAGCCGCCCUCUGGGCCGGGCCGACCCCGUCGGCUCCCGGAGAUCCCCGUGCCGCUCUGGGCGCAGCUUCCCUGUGACCCUGCGGCAGCCAGGCUCCGAGGGCCGCAGGGUUUUCUCAGAGCUUCUGUGACUGUUGUUUCUCAGGUGGUCAGAGCUGCCUUGCUGAAGUAGGGUCUAGGCCACCGGAAGGGUAACAGCUUUUACCCCGAUUCUGACUUAAGGGCGACUCUCCAGGCAGCGUGAUGCCGCUGCCCUCGGACACGCCAGUGACGGCAGUGCCGUGUCCAGCGGAAUCCUGCCGUGCGGACAGAGGCUGGCGGCCCGCACGCACUCUGGAGAGGUGACACCGGUCAGGACGUCGGCGGUGGCAGAGAACCCAGGCUCAGCAGACGCUCCCGGAGUAAAUGCUAGAAGCCUAAGAAUCCUCGCCUGGUGAUCCAGCAGCGGUGAGGAGAGACUGGUGGGGAAGAGCCAGUGGGCUCGGUUUUGCUUCCUGUUCUCGGAGUUCAAGUGUAGGAGGGAGAAGACACACGUGACGGCAGGAAGUCUUGGCGCCCCCGGGAACUUCCAGUGAGGGAGGGCAAGUGCGGCAGCCAACAGCCUGGCCCCCCGCGCCAGACGGGGCGAGGGGAGGAGGUUCCACGUCACUGCGGCCGUGUGAGCAGACCUCCCUGCCCGGGACAGCGCGGGGCUGUGGCCGACCCGUGCCAGCCUGUGUGGGGCCGUCCCGGGCACAGCGCUGUCCUGUGGUGCGUGUCCCCCAGGGAGCGUCGCGCCACCCGUUCAGUUCACGUGUGUCCUAAGGAAAGCGUGAAGUCGAGGACGUGUGUUUGCCUCGUCCGGGUUCAGAGAGGGAGAACGCGCAGAUGUGGAGAGGAAAGAGAUACUGUGGAGAGUAAGUGCGGAAACCCUUCUAACCACCCGCCUGUCCCUAAGCCCAGGAGAUGAGGCCCCAGCGCUUCAUCAGAGCCUUGUCUCUCACUGACGUGCAGCGGCAGGGCGGCCCGCCUGAAGAGAGGAGGCUGUUUUCUCUUCGCGGGCCGAUGGUGAGACGCGGGGAAGGAGACGCCACGGGGGGAAACGGGCUGAGGCUCCGCAGCGGCCUCUGCACCGGGGCCCGGGCGCGUGCCUCGGGCCUGGGCAUCCGUCCGCCCUGUCUCGACAUGGCCGAGCCAGAGGAGCUGUGCGGCCCCCUUCAGGCUCCGGGGGCUGUGGGUUUGGUUCAGCCAGGGCUGGAGACCGAGGCCUGGAGCCACAUGGAAGUGGCCCUGCCCAGAAACGUAGGUUUUUAUGUCGCGAAGGGCUCGGUAGUGAGGUUUUGCUUAGUUUUGGAAUUGGUAAACCUGUCAGGAGUCAACAGGCAUUUUUCAGGAUGGAAAGGUGACUGUAGAGGAGGUCCUGCGAAUCGGCGGGGACUGGCCAGGCAGAGGCGCGAGCGCGGAGCCUGGGCCGACGGCGCUCACAGGCACGGGCCGGAUGGCCUCUGCCCGGGGCCAAGCAGGCCCCCUGGCCGGCAGUGUUUGGCCAGCGUCCCAGUCCCACCUGACACUAACCAGGGUCGGCAGGGGCCCGGAGAAGGUGGCAGGCUGACUCCUGGGCGGCGUGAGGUUCCUAAUAGGAUCACUACAGCCUCCUCUGGGCGGGGGGCGGGGGGAGAGCAGCGUGGUCUCCAGAGAGGGCGCGCCCCCAGUCUGCUGCAGGUCGGUCAGUGUGGGUCUGCGUCCGAUGGGAACCAAUGACUUAAAACGAGCUUUGGCCGGGUCCUGCUGUGACGUGAAAAUCUUUACUGUGUGAUGGGAGGGCAUGCUGGUCGCGAAUCAGGACACCGGCUGGGGUCCAAGGGCCGGGGAGAGAGGCCGCUGCUUGGGCGGCGAGGGGCGGAGGGCCCCCUUGGAGAGGAGGCGGCCGGCCUGCUGAGGCGGGUGAGAAGACGGGCCCCCCUCUGGGCUUGUCAGGUUUCCAGGAGAGAGAGCUGCCAAGCCUCCGGGAAUAAGUAGCUGACGGUGCUCACUGGGCUCUGUGAGCAGAGAGAGAAGUGGUAGGUGAGCUGCUUUGUGAGCGGAGCGUGCGUGCCGUCCCGCGGGGAGGGAGCCCCGGCUCCUCUCCACUGGUGAACUGUUCGGGCCCCGGUCGGGACCCAAAGCCACUGACCGUGGGAAAGCCAGCCCAUGCACCAGCACAGCCGCCGUGGGCAGCAGCACGUGAAGCUUCUGGUGUUCUUGUCGAGGAGGAUAGGACAGGCUGGUGUGCGGGGGCGGGAGGAUCUGGCAGCCAGGCUGCAGCUGUGGGUUUCUGUGUAGAGCGCCUGACAACCGUGCCCCCGCUGGCCUGUGGAGGUCCCCUGCAUCCCAGGACAGGCCACUUGAAGCUGGAAGGGAACAGGGGAAAGUGAGGGAAAGGAAGUGCUAUGCAGGCAGGUGGUCUGCCUGGGCAAAGCCCUGGCAGCGGUGGGGAGCGUGGACCAGUGGCGAGGGGAGGGCUCGGGCAGAGGGCAGGCUCCGCCCGAACCGCGGCGGAGG